UCUCAAUUUGAUGAUUCCACAUCAAAAACAUUUUCGCUGACUUGAGCAUAACAAUUAUUUGUUGUUGCACUCAGUUAUUUGCAAGUUGGCACACCCAAAACGGGUUCAAUCGAUCCAUCGAUCGUCAGUCGUCGAUCAGGUCAGGGAGGAAGUGCAAACCAACAUGCCACGCUCCAAGCAAUCGUCGUCGGUGAUCCGCACCCUGUUGUGGGCGGUGGGCUUAGGUCUGGCUACCGUACUUGGCAAGCAGUUUGACUAUUCCUUCGACCCGCACGAGCUCGAGUGCCCCGGCAACGUGACCCACGAGAAGGUCAUGCUGACCGCGUACCGGCCCCAGUACGAUGGCGCCAGCAAGCGCGACUAUACGGACCUCAAGUUCAAGAAGUUGUACACGUUGCAGGACUUUUUGGACAACCGAGCGCCGUACGUGACGGUCGGGAUGGAUCCGCGGUUGAAGGUGCCCUACGGGACGGAGAUUUGCAUCCCCGAGCUGAACAUUCACUUCCGGCGGAACGUGAAGCUGCAGGUGCGCGACACCCACGAGGAUCUGGCCGGGGGUGCAUACCGGAGGGUGGACAUUUGCGUCCGAACGCAGGCCGACAGCUUCGAUGACGUUGUGAAUUUGCUCGAGGCGACGUUGGUGAUGUAGGACAAAAUUGUGGUAAUAAUAAAAUGUUCAGUGUUUGUGGUUUGUUCAACUAACAUGAUGGUUUUUUUGUGAUCCGAUUUUU
Messenger RNA from Culex quinquefasciatus (southern house mosquito), 731 nucleotides. RefSeq lists its product as uncharacterized. The record is from RefSeq and is a predicted model, not a curated record. The coding region runs from base 164 to 649 and encodes 161 amino acids. NCBI's taxonomy places the organism in Eukaryota, Metazoa, Arthropoda, Insecta, Diptera, Culicidae. The transcript is spliced from 2 exons.